AUGGCAAUCCCAGCAAACUGUACAGUCCUGGUGGUAGGAGGUGGCCCAGCAGGAUCAUAUACAGCCUCUGUGCUGGCCCGCGAGGGUAUUGACACCGUCCUGCUCGAAUCCGAGGCUUUUCCCCGGUACCAUAUUGGAGAGAGCCUGUUACCAUCAUCGCGCUACUUCCUGGAUUUCAUCGACCUCUACGACAAGUUUAACAACCAUGGGUUUGUGCAGAAAACCGGGGCCGCAUUUAAGUUUGUGCCAGAUGCGCGAGUGGACGAAUAUACGGAUUUCCUGGCCGCGGGAGGUGCCGGCAACCAUGCGUGGAACGUCAUUCGGGCCGAAGCCGACGAUCUUCUCUUCCGACAUGCAGGUGACAGCGGAGCAAAGGCCUUCGACGGAGUGAAGGUGACAGAGAUUCAAUUUGCCGCCUCUCCCGACGAGCCUGGACGGCCGAUCUCCGCGUCAUGGGCACGCAAAGGUGGCAGCACGGGGGAUAUCGCCUUCGAGUAUCUCGUGGACGCAUCCGGACGGGCAGGCCUGGUCAGCACCCAGUAUAUGAAGAAUCGCCAUUUCAACCCAGGUCUCAAGAAUGUUGCAACAUGGGGCUACUGGACGGGCAUACGUACGUAUGAGAAAGGCACGCCGCGGGAGAACGCACCCUACUUCGAGGGCCUAACCGAUGGCAGCGGGUGGGUCUGGUACAUCCCCCUGCACGAUGGAACUACGUCCGUGGGAGUGGUCUUGCAGCAAGCCCAAGCCUCUGUCAAACGAAAGGGCAUGGGUCACGCCGACUUCUACCACGCCACCCUCCAGGAGGCCCCUAACGUCGCCCGCCUGAUGGAUGGGGCCCAGCUCCAGUCGGGUUUGAAGUCCGCCUCCGACUGGUCCUACCAUGCCUCGACCUAUGCCGGCCCCUUUCUCCGCAUCAUCGGCGACGCAGGGUGCUUCAUCGAUCCUCUCUUCUCGUCCGGGGUCCACUUGGCUAUGGCUACGGGUCUGUCCGCCGCUGUGACGAUCUGCGCGGCGCAUCGGGGAGACUGUAGUGAAGAGGCCGCAGGCAGCUGGCACACCAAGAAGGUGACAGAAAGCUAUACCCGGUUCCUGUUGGUGGUCACUAGCGCCUUGGAGCAGAUCUAUGGUCGGGAUCGGCACAUCCUUAAUGAGCUGGAAGAGAUGGACUUUGGGCGGGCCUUUGCCCACUUCAGACCGAUUAUCCAAGGUACCAUCGAUGCAGGGGGGAAGCUGAGCCGAAGCAAGGCCGCCCAGUCCGUCGACUUCUGUGUGCAGGUCCUACAGAAGGUGCUGGCCUCCACGGCCGAGAAUGGGGCGACACGAAAGGGGGAACCGGACACGGGGGCACUGGGACUGAUCCGGCCAGACGACCGCAGCCGAGAGCCGGUGCGCAAAAUCAUGCAGAUGCAUCGCGUGCUGGACCUGAGCCACUUCACCACGGACGUCAUCGAUGGGAUGGCCUCGAAUGUGCAGCGGGGGGAUCUGGGCCUGGUCCGGGCGAUAGACAAGUAGUAAGUAGUAAGUUCUGAGGUGUUAUCCUCUGCUUCCUGGACGUAGCCUAGCUAGCCUAGCUAGCACCAAGCAUUCCACUCCUCUCCUGGAUUCUCUGCUCCCUGACUCCACGUAGAUAGGUAGUGGUUAUAGCAGGAUAG
Aspergillus heteromorphus CBS 117.55 is the source of this 1652-nucleotide messenger RNA. RefSeq lists its product as uncharacterized. The record is from RefSeq and is a predicted model, not a curated record. The coding region runs from base 1 to 1512 and encodes 503 amino acids. The transcript is spliced from 4 exons. NCBI's taxonomy places the organism in Eukaryota, Fungi, Ascomycota, Eurotiomycetes, Eurotiales, Aspergillaceae. Gene Ontology annotation, molecular function: monooxygenase activity.